AUGGCGAUCACAGGCACAGCCGACGCAUCCCACGGGAACCUGAAGAAGCUUAACCGUCGAAGGAGCUUCAUCGCCCAUCUCAAGCGCGAACAAGUCUUCAGUCUCUCUUUGAAAAAAAUGGUCUGGUUCAACCAAGCCGCCCUCUUCCUGGGCAGCGCGCUGCUGGUGGCAGAUGUGCUCCCCGUCGGGGCCGUCCGUACCAUAAUCCCUAAGACGAGCUUCGACUCCCAAUCCAACUUCGACGCCGACUGGAACUACCUCUACCCCUGGGGCACCGACCACAACGGCGGCGCUCGCAUGACAAAGGACAACGUCAAAUUCAGCGGCGGCACGUUGACCAUUACAGCCAACAAGGUCAGCGGGCAGCCUCAAGCGACGCACGGCGGGCAAAAGAUCAACAUCAACUACCUCAGCGGAGCGAUUCAUGCAAAGGAGCACUUCAACGUCUCGCGCGGGGGCGGGUACGACUUUAGCGCCGAGAUCAAGGCGACGACGACAAAGGGCACGUGGCCCGCCUUCUGGCUGACGGCCGUCCAGGGGUGGCCGCCAGAAAUCGACAUGGCGGAGUGGAAGGGCAGCGGCAAGGUCAGCUUCAACACGUUCAACACGAGCUCCAUCGUCGCCGCGAAGGACGUGACGUACCCCAGCCCGGGCAACUUCCACUCGUUCAAGUGCGAGACGAGGGACUUGAACGGCAAGGACGUGCAGGCCAAGUUCUACAUGGAUGGCAACCUCAUCACGACGCAGGUGGGCGCCGGGUAUUUUGGGAAGCCUAUGUACUUGAUCAUCAACUUGCAAAUGGAGGGUUCCUCCGGUUCGCCCGGCCCAACGAGCAACACGGAAUAUCAAGUCCGAAACCUCGAGGUACUGAGUUACAAUCCUUGA
Molecule: messenger RNA, 885 nt
Organism: Colletotrichum lupini
Lineage: Eukaryota; Fungi; Ascomycota; Sordariomycetes; Glomerellales; Glomerellaceae
Product: glycoside hydrolase family 16
Exons: 4
Coding region: 1-885 (294 amino acids)
Biological process (GO): glucan catabolic process
Molecular function (GO): hydrolase activity, hydrolyzing O-glycosyl compounds
Source: RefSeq, a predicted model, not a curated record